Messenger RNA from Fopius arisanus, 1402 nucleotides. Its product is annotated as transmembrane protein 164. The record is from RefSeq and is a predicted model, not a curated record. The coding region runs from base 125 to 1003 and encodes 292 amino acids. The transcript is spliced from 4 exons. Lineage: Eukaryota; Metazoa; Arthropoda; Insecta; Hymenoptera; Braconidae.
AUGACGUCAUUGACAAGUAGAACACGCGAUAAAAGUCGAAGUUUGGUCGACGCUCUUGGAAACGAUUGACGUUUUCACGGGGGUAAACCAUCGGUUGCAAUCAAUCAGUUAAAAAUUGGUGAAUAUGCUGGAGUGGGCCUACGAGGGGGUAAAUGCCUCAAUUCCACGUAAUGUGGGGCCUGAAUGUGCGAACUACUUGCCGUCCAAAUAUAAAAUAAUGGAGACACUUUCAGUGUCUGUAUUAAUUGUUUAUCUAGUUGCGAAGGGGUACAGGAGUUUAUCCCUGCCAAAGAGAAUUAAAUGCGUUAAUCAGGAUCGCACUGGGAGAAAAUUACUGCUCGUUACCAUGACACUUAUCCUUGGAAUCGAAAUUGGAUUCAAGUUUUCCAGUAGAACUGUCGUUUAUUUACUUAAUCCUUGUCACAUUACCACAGCUGUUCAGUUGUACUUAUUAUCUGCGAAACCUAGUCCAACAGUUACUGCACUGUUCAGGCUGCAGUUGAAUUUCAUGAAUGGACCGAUUCUCGCUUAUGCUUUUCCAGAGACUGAAUCUAGAAAGAUAUUUGCUGAUAAAGCCAUGUACUACCUCCAACACGGUUUAAUGAUUGUGAUAUCGUAUUAUCUUUUGAGGAUUGGAGGUGCCUACAGUGUAGAGCCUCUCAGGGAUUUUAGCUGGUGCUUUCUAGGAUAUGGAAUCAAUCUUGCUUAUCACUUCUGGAUUCUUCAACUCGCUGCAUUGCCUGUGCAAGUGAAUCUCAGUCAUAUGUUGUGUCCAGCGGUUUUGGAUCCCUUCGAGGGUCAGUAUUAUCGUCUCUGGGCGGUUGUACAUCAGGCGAUGCUGUGCCCUCUCCUAUCGAAAUUAAUAUGUCUCUCAUCAGAUUUCUUCCUAACGAAAUUUCCACGCUUAAAUGUAACUUGCGAGGAGAAAUCCCUCAGCAAUGGCGACGAUGGAAAAACCAAAGAAAAACUGGAGAAGUGUAAUGGAUGUGCUCAUGCCGAUUAAAUCAGGAUUUUAUUUAAAUAAUAUAAAUUUUAUUCUUAAAUUUUAAAUAAACUUCUGUGAUUGAGUAGUCUGCCUACAUCACUAAUCAAAAUGAAAUAGUCAAGCUCAUGACAUUCAAAAAUAUUUUUCAAGUUCUUGAAAUUUAUUCCUGUUUUUUUUGUUUAAAUGUUUUUUAUAGCAAUUGGUAUUUCUACAGAUUAUGUAAUUAGGGGUUUCAAUUAAAUGUACUUAAAAUGCUUGAAAAAUUCCUAGGGUGCAGUACAAAUAGACUUAACUCCCGAUAAAUUCCAGAUUUUUAAUAGUCCAUUUAUUGACUAAUUAUAUCUAGAUUUAUACUUGUGAAUAAAUUUAAUAGAAAAAAUGUCUAAUUCAUUAAUUUUUUUCUAUUAAAUUUCUUCA